Molecule: messenger RNA, 290 nt
Organism: Ascoidea rubescens DSM 1968
Lineage: Eukaryota; Fungi; Ascomycota; Saccharomycetes; Ascoideales; Ascoideaceae
Exons: 1
Coding region: 102-257 (51 amino acids)
Source: RefSeq, a predicted model, not a curated record
GGUUUUUCGAUGGGUUCUGUUUUCAGUUAAAGUCCAUCUUUUUCUUUUUCUUUUUAUCUGCCCCUGGACGCUGGUUCUGUUUUACUUUAGUUCCCACCUUUAUGGAUCGAAUAUCUUACUAUAUCGCUUUGAUUUCUUCAACUCCACCAGCAAAAAAUAUGAUAAAUAGGAUAACCUGUAAUAGAUCUGGUUUUAAAUAUCGAAAACCAGCAGAAAACAUCGGAAACAAUUUUGUUUUUGAUUCAUUGUUAUGUUAAAUGAGUGAAAUAUAAGUAAUUCAAAAAAAUUGA